AUGCCGCUCACCUAUCUCGACGUCGCCGCGCAGGCCGUCCAGGCUCGCCACCGCAUCCGCAGCCACAUCUACGAGACGCCCCUCAUCCCCUCGCGCACAAACGCCCACCGCCGCGACGGCACCCGCCUGCUCCUCAAAGCCGAGAACCUCCAGCUCACCGGGUCCUUCAAGCUCCGCGGCGCCGUGGCCAAGAUGACGGCGCCCGGCACCGCCGGCGGCGACCCGGACGACGCGCCCCUCGUCACCGCCUCCUCGGGCAACCACGGCAUCGGCGCCGCCCACGCCGCCCGCGCGCUGGGCCGGCGCCUCACCGUGGUGCUCCCGGAGACCGUGGUGCCCGCCAAGCUGCGCCGCAUCGAGGCCUACGGCGCGCGGGUCGUCCUCCACGGCGCCCAGGCCGGGCUGGCCGAGCGGCACGCGCGCGGGCUCGCCGCCGCCUCCUCCUCCCGGGGGUGCGUGUACGUGUCGCCGUACAACGACGCCGACGUGGUGGCCGGCCAGGCGUCCGUGGGGCUCGAGCUGCUCGAGCAGUGCGGCGGGCGCGGCGUGGACAACGUCUUCGUGGCCAUGGGCGGCGGCGGGCUCGUCGGCGGCGUCGGGUCCGUGUGCAGGGCCUUCAGCCCGCGCACGCGGGUGCACGGCGUCGCGGCCGCCCGCUCCAUGGCGCUGGCGGCGUCCAUGGCGGCGGGGCGCGUCGUCGACACGGAGCACCUGCCCACGCUGGCGGACGCCGUGGCCGGCGGCCUGGACGACGACGCCAUCACGCUGCCGCUGGCCGCGGCCGUGGUGGACCGCGUCGUCGUCUGCGACGAGGACGAAAUCGCUGCCGCCCUGAGGGCCGUCGUCCUGCGCGAGAACAUGAUUGUCGAGGGGGCCGCGGCGCUGGCGUAUGCCGGCUUCGUCAAGCUGGAGGCCGAGCUUGCGGGGCAGACGAGCGUUGUCGUCUUGUGCGGCGCCAACUGCGACCACGACGUCGUCGCAAAGACCGUCCACGGGCAGAGGCUGCACGAAAUGCAGCACCCGCAAUGA
Ustilaginoidea virens is the source of this 1029-nucleotide messenger RNA. RefSeq lists its product as uncharacterized. NCBI's taxonomy places the organism in Eukaryota, Fungi, Ascomycota, Sordariomycetes, Hypocreales, Clavicipitaceae. Gene Ontology annotation, molecular function: L-serine ammonia-lyase activity; pyridoxal phosphate binding; threonine deaminase activity. The record is from RefSeq and is a predicted model, not a curated record. The transcript has a single exon. Gene Ontology annotation, biological process: L-serine catabolic process; L-threonine catabolic process. The coding region runs from base 1 to 1029 and encodes 342 amino acids.